UAUGUGAAUAACAUUCGAUGAAGAGGCUAAAAAGAAUAUUCUUUAUGGAAUAUUCGAAAUCAAACAAACCCUAAACUACAUAAUAAUGUCUGAAAAGCAUAGAAACCUUCCUCCCUGGAUGGUGAAAUCUGAAGUUCAAAGCAAAGACAAUGAAGCUGUGAAGAAGAAAACGCGUGGUGAAACUACAAAAAGGAUAGCGAAGAAGCGACUCGAAAGUGUCGUCAAGUAUUGGAUGAACGAGAGGGAGCUCGUGGAAACAGCGCUCAGCCAUUUGAAGGAGGAUAAAGCAUGUGCUAAAGAUGCAACGCAAGCCCCAGAGGAGGUCAGGAUCAUUCCGGAGACAGAUGAAGACAUGUCAGACUCAGAUGUGCAGGACAGGACAUAUGUUUCAAACAUUACAGAGCAAGAGACUGUGCCGUAUGGAAACUGCUUGGAAGAAAGUACCAGCACAAAACCAGACUGCCAUCUGAAACCGCCUUCUGAUGGUUCAGGAGCUUCUGAGAAGCCUUAUGUGGAUGAUGAUGCUCUUGAACUUGUUCGAGAGAUUUUUUUCACAUAAUUGCAAACCUUAAGUCACAAAGUUUUUACAGUGCUCGCAAACAUCAUUUUACCAAAUAUUUACAGAGAUGCCUCAUCAUUUAGUCAUCAUCGCUGCAAACCUGCCUGUUUUUUAUUUUCUUCUGUGGAGCACAAAAGGAGAUGUUUUGAAGAAUGUCCUGCCUGCUGUUUUCCAUGCAGUUACAGUGAAUGCUAGAGGUCUGCAGCUUUCAACCUUCAAAAACGACCAAAAAAGUGGCCUAAUGAGUUGGCCACUCUUUAAGAUUUUUCUUCUUUUUGAAGUUUGACAACUUCAUAAUGAAUUAUAAUGACCUAGGGACUAUUAUUGUCUGGACCAUGAUAUUAUUCAAAAUUUCUCUCGUGUUCCCUAGAACAAAGAAAGUAAUUUGGGUUUGGGACGACGUGAGGAUAAGUUGUUUUUGUUCUUUUUACUUUAGUUUCUUUUUCUGAAAAGCUGCUUUUCUUCAGGGAAUGAAAAUCUAGUUGUGAUUUGUAUAGCCUUUUUUGAUCAGGUUGAUGCCUGAACAAAGAUGAUUUCUGAUUUGUUUUCUAAACCAGCUGCUCUAGUAAUUGUCAUUUGCAAACUUGCACUUUCUUAAGUCCUUUGAGUAAGAAGGCAUCAACAAAGAACAAAUGAGAAUGUUCAGUGGCAUAAGAAUAGAUUGUAUAUUUAUUCAUUUUAAUUAAAAAAGUGAUUGGUACUUCAAGAUGCAUAUAAUGUAAGAGUUUACAGUGAUUACAAACUGUCAAAUAUGGA
Messenger RNA from Onychostoma macrolepis, 1315 nucleotides. RefSeq lists its product as uncharacterized. The coding region runs from base 86 to 559 and encodes 157 amino acids. The record is from RefSeq and is a predicted model, not a curated record. NCBI's taxonomy places the organism in Eukaryota, Metazoa, Chordata, Actinopteri, Cypriniformes, Cyprinidae. Gene Ontology annotation, biological process: negative regulation of double-strand break repair via nonhomologous end joining. The transcript has 3 exons.